This is a messenger RNA of Esox lucius (northern pike), 5467 nucleotides long. RefSeq names its product kinesin family member 5A, a (gene kif5aa). The coding region runs from base 520 to 3654 and encodes 1044 amino acids. NCBI's taxonomy places the organism in Eukaryota, Metazoa, Chordata, Actinopteri, Esociformes, Esocidae. The transcript is spliced from 29 exons. Gene Ontology annotation, biological process: microtubule-based movement. The record is from RefSeq and is a predicted model, not a curated record. Gene Ontology annotation, molecular function: microtubule binding; microtubule motor activity; ATP binding.
AACGGGAAGAGGCAGACCACGCCCUACGCACCACAGUAAACCCAGCGCAAGACGGGCGAAACACUGCUUACCUCACUGUCCUUAGCAGUCUCACCUUCAGCCGGCCUGACCGACAUCCCGUCAUUCGACAACGACAACACAUAAGAAAAACAUCAAAGACUACUUCAACCUUUUAAGAUUUAACCAGAAGAGGAAUAUGGCAGUAGUCUAUGGUCUAUUCUUAUAAUGAUGUAACCUAUUGAGAUUUUAAUUUGAAUUUAAAUGCGUAGCCUAUUUUUGCUGCGACAUGUUGGAAGCAUCUUUUCUGGUAUCUAAAUUGUAAUAAAUCCGUUGUUUACUGUUAACCUACAACUCGAGGUUGUACGGUUUUCAACCUUGAAGAUAUAAGGACGUAUCUGUUUGCUUUUACCAGGUCUGUCAAUACUUAUCUUAACGGUCGACUGGGCCCGCACAUUGUUAUCAUUCUCGAUUCUUGAUUCUCGGCUAGUUUAUUCAGACACCAUCCAUUGAAUUUGCGCAAUGGCGGAUGCAACCUCUGAAUGUAAUAUCAAGGUGUUGUGUCGCUUUCGCCCCCUGAAUCAAUCGGAGAUUCUGCGUGGGGAUCAAUGUAUCCCUACAUUUAAAGGAGAUGACACUGUUGUGGUUGGGGGGAAGUCCUAUGUGUUCGACCGGGUGUUUCCGACCAAUACCACUCAGGAGCAGGUCUACAAUACCUGUGCUAAGCAGAUUGUCAAGGAUGUGCUUGGUGGAUACAACGGCACAAUCUUCGCAUAUGGACAGACUUCCUCUGGCAAGACUCAUACUAUGGAGGGGAAGCUGCAUGACCCCAAUCAGAUGGGCAUCAUCCCCAGGAUUGCAGAGGACAUCUUCAGCCAUAUCUUUAGCAUGGAUGAGAACCUGGAGUUCCACAUCAAGGUUUCAUAUUUUGAAGUCUACAUGGACAAAAUCCGUGAUCUUCUAGAUGUGACCAAGACUAACCUGGCCGUUCACGAGGAUAAGAACAAAAUUCCAUAUGUGAAGGGUUGCACCGAGCGCUUUGUGUCCAGCCCAGAUGAGGUCAUGGACGUCAUUGACGAGGGCAAGAACAACCGGCAUGUUGCUGUGACUAACAUGAACGAGCACAGCUCUCGCAGCCACAGCAUCUUCCUGAUCAACAUCAAGCAGGAGCAUGUGGAGACAGAGCAGAAGCUGUGUGGGAAACUGUACCUGGUGGACUUGGCUGGUAGUGAGAAGGUCAGCAAAACUGGUGCUGCGGGUGCCGUACUUGAUGAGGCCAAGAACAUCAACAAGUCUCUGUCUGCCCUGGGCAACGUGAUUUCAGCUCUGGCAGAAGGAACGAAAACCCAUGUGCCAUACCGUGACAGCAAGAUGACCCGGAUUCUACAGGACUCCCUGGGGGGAAACUGCCGCACCACCAUGUUCAUCUGCUGCUCCCCCUCCAGUUUCAACGACGCCGAGACCAAGUCCACCCUGAUGUUUGGACAACGUGCUAAGACCAUCAGGAACACAGCCUCUGUCAACCUGGAGCUGACAGCCGAUCAGUGGAAGAGGAAGUACGAGAAGGAGAAGGAGAAGAACAAGAUCAUGAAGGAGACUAUCCAAAGGCUGGAGGCUGAGCUGAACCGCUGGAGGAACGGUCUCCACUCUCCUCCAGGGGAGAAUGUUCCGGAGACAGAAAGGACCACUGCUGACGUGGUGCCCCUGGAGUUUGUGGAGGACCGUAGCCCCACUAUUAUCCUGGACAAUGACACCUCCUCCAUCGUGGUGCGCAUCUCUGAGGAGGAGCGCCAAAAGUAUGAGGAGGAGAUCCGCAAGCUCUACAAGCAGCUGGAUGACAAGGAUGAUGAGAUCAACCUGCAGUGCCAGUUGGUUGAGAAACUGAAGGAGCAGAUGUUGGAUCAGGAUGAGUUGCUGGCAUCUUCUCGCGGGGAUGGGGACAAGGUGCAGGCGGAGCUGGGCCGGCUACAGGUGGAAAGCAACUGCGCCAAGACUGAAGUGAAGGAAGUUCUCCAGGCCCUUGAGGAGCUUGCCAUUAAUUACGACCAGAAGAGCCAGGAGGUGGAGGAAAAGGGCCUGCAGAACCAGCUGCUGGCUGACCAGUUGGCCCAGAAGAUGGCCAGUCUGAUGGAGUUGGAGGCGGAGUUAUCCCACAUGCAGGAAGUGAGCGGUCAGCAAAGGAAGCGCAUCGCUGACGUUCUCAACGGCCUGAUGAGGGACCUGAGCGAGUUCAGCACCAUCGUGGGCAACGGGGAGAUCAAGCUGCCGGUGGAGAUCAGCGGGGCGAUCGAGGAGGAGUUCACGGUGGCCCGUCUCUACAUCAGCAAGAUCAAGUCGGAGGUCAAGUCCAUGGUGAAGCGCUGCCGCCAGCUGGAGAACCUGCAACUGGAGUGUCAUCGCAAGAUGGAGGAGACGGGCCGCGAGCUGUCCUCCUGCCAGCUCCUCAUCUCCCAGCACGAGGCGAAGAUCCGCUCUCUGACGGAGUACAUGCAGAGCGUGGAGCAGAAGAAGAGGAUGCUGGAGGAGAGUCACGACUCCCUCAGCGAGGAGCUGGCCAGGCUGCAGGAGCCAGAUAACUCUCUGGUCGAGGAGAAGGACAGCGAGAAGGUCGAGACCGAGGAGGUCAACGGCAAGAAGGUCCCCACGCAGCAGGGUGACGCUCACCGCGGUCACUAUCACAAGCAGAUGGCCCGCCUGCGGGACGAGAUCAACGAGAAGCAGAGGAUCAUCGAUGACCUCACAGAUCAAAACCAGAAGCUGCAGAUUGAGUUGGCUCAGGUGCUCGCCGACUUUGACCGCCUGAAGAGCGUGGACAACAGCAAGAGCGAGCGGCUGGAGGAGCUGUCAUUCCUGCAUGAGCGCCAUGAGCAAACUAAGCAGGACCUGAAAGGGCUGGAGGAGACUGUCGCCCGGGAGCUCCAGACCCUCCACAACCUACGCAAGCUGUUCGUUCAAGACCUCACGUCGCGGGUUAAAAAAAGUUCCGAAAUGGAGCCUGAUGAUAGCGGGGGGUCUUGCACCCAGAAACAGAAGAUUUCCUUUCUUGAGAAUAACCUGGACCAGCUUACAAAGGUUCACAAACAGCUGGUUCGUGACAAUGCAGAUCUGCGUUGUGAGCUUCCAAAGCUGGAGAAGCGUCUUCGGUCUACUGCUGAGAGAGUUAAGGCCCUGGAGACGGCACUAAGGGACGCCAAGGAGGGCGCCAUGAUCGACAGGCGUCGUUACCAGCAGGAGGUGGACCGCAUCAAAGAUGCCAUGAGGACCAAGAACGCUCUGAGGCGCCCUCAUGCUGCACAGAUCGCUAAACCAGUACGACCGAAGCAGCUGCCAGUUUGCUCUCCUACCAACCCGUUCUACACCCGCGUCAGUGAGCCAGCCAACACCUACAGUAAUGUUCUGUUCCAGAGGUCCAUCACAGAACAGACCGCAUCACCUCAUUCUCAACUCAGCUCCGUCCAGGCCAACACAGUGUCUACAGCGCUGGGAUUAAGAGCAGUCCAACCCACAGAUAUACUGGAGUCCUAUCCACUCAACAUGGACAGGGAUAACGGAAACACAGUAGACAUCAACGACAACAGGAGCGAUGUGCACUGCAGCAGUGAGGUGGACGACCCAGGCAGACUGUACAUCAUUCAGCAGGAGACCGCUGCAAGUUAAUGACAUGAUGACCAAACACUGUAUUCAGGACAUGUCCCAUAUAUCUGCAUGCAGCCAUCUAGCUUCCCUCCCCCACUGCCUCCAUACACGGCCACUGACAUCCUCCUGUAACCCCAGUCCUACAGUAUAACUCAGCCCCUCACCGCCGCUCCUGUGUUUAGGUCUCAUAGUAGUGUGUUCUCCUGUAUGGGUAUUGACCAGCACUGUAUCGAUGUGUGUACUGGCCCACUUCACUCGACAGUGGCAUCAUAAUGCUAACCUAUAGCGCCGUCAUAGCCACGCCUAGCACCUCUUCUAUUAGACGUGAUGCUAGCUUACCGCGAAGGAUCUCGCUCUGCAUGUCGCCCAGCUGGUCAGUUAGCCGACCCGAAUAUGUUGCAUGUUCCCCGACUGCGUUAAUUCAGUUAGCAACGAAAUGGCGUAAACUACACCGUAGGUUUUGACAGGUGUCGCGUAGAGUUUAUGAUGCUGUUCUAUUAGCUGUAUGAUGUCAUUGUCCAGUCAGUAAUGAGGCGUGUGUAACUCAGCCAUGCUCUAUGUCCGAUAGAGUCUAACCCAGCCUUAAAUGAUAAUAACAGCUGAUCUCACGUGAUCAUAACAUGGAGUCGUGUGUGUACAUGUAGAAAGAUGUGUGUUUACUACCUCUAGAUCUACUGAUACUGAAACUUAGCAACGUAUAUCUUUAUUUCCAAACAAAUUCCAACGUGAUGUAAUUUUGGUAGAUUGAAAGGCAGUAAAGGUAGCUGUUAUGCUGUCCGGUUUGCAGAUUUGUUUGUACCAAGAGUCAUCCCCUAACUUGACAUCAUAAAAUAUUAAGGUUGUUAGGCUGUUGAAAAUAUACUCACAUCUUAUUUCAAAUAGUGGCCCCUCUACCAGCUCUAUAAAUUCAAAAUCACCGUAAACAUUUUCUCAAACUCUCUAAAAGUAGUAACAUAUCACAAAAACCCACCUGAACAUGUUUUCGAACGGUUCAGCUGAGGUCCUACCAUUAUGGGCUUUGUAAGCAUUUUCUUUCGUAGGAACAGUGAAAUGUUAGGAACAGCAGCUGACCAAUCACAGCUUCAUUUGAUUCUCCCAUUGCCCUGCUGAUUUCUCAGUCAGAAUCCUGAUCAGCCAAUCAGGACGUAGAAACCAGCAGCUUAUGGAGCUGUGUGGGGAGAUGUUGGUCUUAUGAUCAGUGCUGUGUAGACAGACUGUAGUUGGUCUGUAGUUUUGUGUCAAUUUCAGGUUUAUCUCGCGGACCCCUUGAUCCACUUCUUGCCUAAACUACAGCCUCUCAGGAUAUCUAAUUAAUAAGAGUGUGUAGUGAGCCCAACUAUGUCUUCCUUACCUUUUUAACAAGAAAAUACUAAUUUCUGAAGUAAAUUUUAAGAUUGUCACUUUAGAACUCAUAACAUAUUCCACUUAAAGAGAGGAAAGACUGCAUUUUUUUCAAACCAGGCCCUGAACAUUUUAAAAAUUCCUUUUUGGAUGGAACAAGUUUGAGAAAUGUUCCUAAAGUGUGAACACAUCAUUAAGUCUGAAUUUAGCAUAACUAAAAUAUGUAAUAAUAUUGUUAAAUUUGUAAGUAUAACAGGAUAUCAUCAUGUGGUUAUAUGAAGAUAAAGAAUAUGCACAUAAUAUGACUUUGUUAGGGAACCUUAUGCUUUACAGUAUGUAUUUAUUUCUGUAGCCCUAUAUGCUCAUUAUGUGAUUCAUUGUGCGACAUGCUUAUUUCUGUAUUCUCAUUAAAAUAUGUGAGUCAUUGUGUUGUAGUAGGCAGAAACAAACAGAUCACAAAUAAGUUAAUUAAAGACAAUCAUGUCCAAAGAAC